Ictalurus punctatus (channel catfish) is the source of this 2314-nucleotide messenger RNA. RefSeq names its product zic family member 6 (gene zic6). NCBI's taxonomy places the organism in Eukaryota, Metazoa, Chordata, Actinopteri, Siluriformes, Ictaluridae. Gene Ontology annotation, cellular component: nucleus. Gene Ontology annotation, biological process: central nervous system development; regulation of transcription by RNA polymerase II. Gene Ontology annotation, molecular function: RNA polymerase II cis-regulatory region sequence-specific DNA binding; DNA-binding transcription factor activity, RNA polymerase II-specific. The coding region runs from base 161 to 1705 and encodes 514 amino acids. The record is from RefSeq and is a predicted model, not a curated record. The transcript has 2 exons.
CCAACUUUCACGAACUUGCGUCCGCUUCAUGGGACCGCGAGGUUGACGGCCAAAACCGGCACGUGCAGAUGAUACAUGGAGGUGCAAUGGGGACACAGUUAGUCGGUAAAUCUUGAGCGGUUGCAUACUUACAACAACAACAACAACAGCAACAAAAAUCAUGACAACCCUUUCAAGGUUUAGUGGCUGCCCUCUGUCUUGCGUAAACCCUGGAGAGAGCAAUACUGAACCCAGUGUGGUGCUGCCACCUUUGGCAGGGGAGCACAUGGGGCACCCCACUGGCACUUCCUUAAAACUCUGCCCCUCGCACAAUUUGCUAGACUACCCUGAUACCAGGGCCACCGCAUAUGUGGACCACUCGAUGCCUCACUUUCCAGACACGGGAUACACCAGCCAUCGCCUAGACGCCAGCCCUAGGGGCAUUAUCAUUGGGACAAAUCUGUCAGGACCAGGCAUGCCACCAGUCACAGACCAGCUGGCACCAAGACCUAACCAACAUGGCGCUAUUGGAAGGUACCGUGACCUCCAUGGCUACAGGGAUGGCCGAAGCCAUGCUUUCUUCACCACCUAUCCUGAGCAGGCCCACAGCUCUGUUGAUGCCAACCGAGACCUGAAUGGCCAGGUGAUGCUGGGGCUUCCAGGAGAUCUCAUCUCAAGGGCACAUCCAUACGGACAAACACACAGCGGCCCUCGGGUCAACAGCCAACAGCUUGUUACUCAGUUUUUGGGGCUGUAUAAGCCCCUGAACAUGGCCAUGCAGCGAGGAGGGGGCGAUGCAUUCCUCAGGUGCUCCAGACAGACUUUAACGCACGAGUUGGUGUGCAAGUGGAGUGACGGCCAAGAAGGCGCUGGCAAGCUGCCAUGUUCCAGGACUUUUGGGACUAUGUAUGAACUUGUCACUCAUGUGACGAUUGAGCAUGUCGGGGGACCUGAGCAUUCUGACUAUGUGUGCCACUGGGAGAAUUGUCCCAGGGACAGAAAACCAUUUAAAGCCAAGUACAAGCUGGUCAAUCACGUCAGAGUGCACACGGGAGAAAAACCCUUUCCCUGCCCCUUUCACGGAUGUGAAAAAGUUUUCGCCAGAUCCGAAAACCUCAAGAUUCACAAGAGAACCCACACAGGUGAGAAACCGUUCAAAUGCGAGUUCGAGGGCUGCAACCGGCGGUUUGCAAACAGCAGCGACCGGAAGAAGCAUUCACACGUCCACUCGAGCGACAAGCCGUACAUGUGCAAGGUCAGAGGCUGUGAGAAAUGUUACACGCACCCGAGCUCACUGCGCAAACACAUGAAGCUCCAUUGCAAGGCCGACACGGCCAAGCCGGGCGAGGACGGUGAACCUGAGUCUCCCGAGGUGGCGGGAGAGCAAGUCCCAUCAUCCCCUGCGGCGGUGACGCGACCCUUGCCGCCUGCCCCCUCUCAGGACUCCCCCGAGACUCUGAGGUCACGCUUUCAUCACACUUUUGACAGCAGUUUGGACUAUACGGCGCACAGGCCGCAGUCCCUUUUGGAUCCUCUGUUGCUCCACCGGGGCAGUUACAGAGGCGAAACUGCGCAGUACGCGUGUAGCCAAGCAAGUGCCACUUUUGCCCCUAGUCACAGGAAUUUUGCAUCAAAUUCACCUUUCCAAAAAAGCAUUGUAAACGGCUGGUACACGUGUCACAGCGGCGCCCAGCCUUUCUCGUCUAAGCCGUGUAACAGUGAUUAAAGAGUGUUCAUAAUGGCGGCAUGGAGAGGUAAUGAAGAGAGCACAGGACAUGUUGUGUAAUUUAAACUUUUCAUUUUGAAACGAUUUUUGAAUUUUCUCGAUACAUUUCUCGAUGUCUGGAUGUCCUAUUUAUGAUUUGGCUAAACAGUUUAUGGCUGAGAGCUGAUGUUAUUGUCCUGGUGAUAUUCUUUAACUGAAAAUAUGCUAUAAAAUACAUUGUGCUGGUGAGAUUCCUUACCUGAAAAUACACUUACGACCAACAUACAAUUCAUUGGUCAUCCGUGUAUGUUUCUGUAUAUAGAAAUGAUAAAAUAAAAAAUACAUAACUACAUAAUUUGAACACAUUUUAAUCAGAGACAGGAUCAUGUGGGAAGAUGCUGAGGCCUACAAUAAGAACAUUUUACUCUUUUAAUUCUGUGUUUUCGGAAUCAUCUUUGGUAACACAGGUGCUUGCUUGUAGACCCCACCAAUGUCAAUUAACGCACAUUUCCAAGGGAAAGAAAUAUUAUUGUCCUAAACUCCAAGUGGCUGAGUUUUUGCUUUCUUGUUGCGAGAAUAUUCAGCUUGUGUUCAUUUUCAGAGAUGAGAAGCUGUAUACUACCACAAGGC